Molecule: messenger RNA, 960 nt
Organism: Pestalotiopsis fici W106-1
Lineage: Eukaryota; Fungi; Ascomycota; Sordariomycetes; Amphisphaeriales; Sporocadaceae
Exons: 13
Coding region: 1-960 (319 amino acids)
Source: RefSeq, a predicted model, not a curated record
AUGGCCGCUUCUCUUCAGCUUGCUGAUAUGUUCAGCGUCAAGAACAAGGUGGUUGUUGUUACUGGAGGUGGCACGGGUCUUGGUAAAGCUAUUUCACAAGCUUUUUGCAGCAAUGGGGCCAAGGUUUAUAUCACUGGCCGUCGCCCUGAAGUUCUUGAGAAGGCUGCCGAGGAGUUGAUGGCCAAUGCAUCUCUUGGCGGAGAAGUCAUUUGCAUACCGGGCGACGUCGGGACGAAAGAUGGCUGUGCCUCACUUGUGAAGCAGAUUGGGGAGAGGGAGCAGCAUAUUGACUGCCUCGUCAACAAUGCUGGUGUUUCCAGACAGAUCGACUACCCUGCAUGGGAUCAUAAUGACCCUGAGCAAGUUGAAAAGGCCUUGUGGGAGGGCGUGGACGAUGAUCAUUUUACAUUCACAAACUCUGUUAAUGUUAACGGUGUAUACUUUACGACGGUCGGCUUCGUUCCGCUACUUCGCAAAGCUGACGAUCCAAAUGUAAUUGUCAUAUCGUCACUUGCUGGCCUCGCCAACCAGAGAGCUAUGGGAUCGAUGACUUAUGCCCUUUCGAAAGCCGCAUUUGAAAUUGAUUCUAGACAUGCAAAAAAAAAAAAAAAAAAAAAAAAGGCCGGAUACAGAGCACUCGCUAUUUGCCUGUCGGACCAGAGUUUCAGUAUGAGGAUUAGGGUCAACUGCAUCCUUCCCGGUAUAUUUCCUACGGAAAUGACUACAACAAACAAUACCAGCAAUGAAGAAUCAAUGAACAAAUAUGCGGUCAAGGCUGCAAAGCGAUGUACAGCCGGUCGUGGCGGAAGGCCAGAGGAGAUUGCCGGUCCAUGUAUAAUGCUUGCAUCUAAAGCAGGAGGGUAUAUGAACGGUGGUUUUCUCAUGAUAGAGGGUGGUCGAUUCAUGGGGGCCUCAAUCCAUGAUGGUUUGCGCAUGCCAGAGGACACUUAUGUCAACUAG